Messenger RNA from Gambusia affinis (western mosquitofish), 1162 nucleotides. RefSeq names its product O-6-methylguanine-DNA methyltransferase (gene mgmt). Gene Ontology annotation, molecular function: methylated-DNA-[protein]-cysteine S-methyltransferase activity. Gene Ontology annotation, cellular component: nucleus. The coding region runs from base 68 to 598 and encodes 176 amino acids. Lineage: Eukaryota; Metazoa; Chordata; Actinopteri; Cyprinodontiformes; Poeciliidae. Gene Ontology annotation, biological process: DNA repair. The record is from RefSeq and is a predicted model, not a curated record. The transcript is spliced from 5 exons.
GAAGAAACAGGAAGUGUCAUUUGUUGUUCACAGGAAAGAAGAUUGGACAUUGCACUGUAGUCGGAGUAUGAAAAAGGCAUCAGUUGUAAGCUUCAAGCUACUAAUUAAUGGCAGCGAGAUGAAGAAGCAAGACGAGAGCCGGUGCACUCAGAAGACCAUCUCAUUGCUGAGCCCCCUGGGGACGAUCCAAGUCAGUGGAUGUGAGAAUGGUGUGCACACCAUCCAGAUCCUAAUGGAUGUCGCACCUGCUGAAAGGAGCAGCGAGGCCCCCCUGAGCUGCGUGGUCACCGAUAGCCCAGCAGAAACGAGCCCCGAGAUGCAGCGCUGCGUUGAAUGGCUCCAGGCGUACUUCACCGAGCCGCAGACCGCUGGGAGUCUCCCGCUCCCUGCCUUUCACCACCCCGCCCUGCAAGGAGACGCCUUCACCAGCCGCGUGCUGCAAGCACUUCUGAGGGACGUGAAGUUUGGAGAGACGGUCUCGUAUAAACGCCUCGCCGAGAUGGCGGGAAACCCCAGAGCGGUGCGGGCGGUGGGAGGGGCCAUGAGGAGGAAUCCGGCCCCCCGUCCCUCCUCACUCACAUCAACAACAAGGCUGUAAACGGCUGUCCAUUUCUCAUCUGUGAUUCCCAUGUCUUCAUUUUCGUCCAUUUCUGAUUGCUUCACACCCUAUACCUGCGAUGCUUUUAGUGCUCAUCUGUGACCUUGUGAGAUGAUGAUGGGGGGGGUGCGGAAAUUAUAAAAUAAAUUUUCAGUGGCAGACUGAGGCUGCCCUUUAUAACACUUCAUCAUAUCUGCUUCAGAUGGAAAAAUAGUUGAGAAACAUUUUCUUACAAAACCACCUAAUGCUGGUUUGGCACAGAAUCAUAUGGUAAAUCUAUUACCACUUUGUCAAGAGAAACCACUUGAGGUUUCCCGCAGUGUAGCAGCAGGCAAAGUGGGAAAUUGUAACCCUGAAAGUGCUGUCUGACUUCUCCUAUUAAAGUGUUUUCAAAAUCUUCGCCCAUUCUUGGAUUUAAGGGUCAUUGGGAAAGCCAAUCAGGAGGGACAGGCCAGUCAGAAAUCCAGUGGCGCGAACAGGAAAGGAACCAGCUGAUGAAAUUCAUCCAUACUUCUCACUUAUGAUGACAUGAUUGAUUUUCCCUCAGAGUGCUCAAAUGUAGGA